GAGCUCGUUAUGUCCGGACGAGGCAAACAAGGAGGUAAGGCUCGCGCUAAGGCUAAGACCCGGUCUUCGCGGGCCGGGCUUCAGUUCCCCGUGGGCCGAGUGCACCGCCUGCUCCGCAAAGGUAACUACGCCGAGCGGGUCGGGGCCGGCGCGCCGGUGUACCUGGCGGCGGUGCUGGAGUAUCUAACGGCCGAGAUCCUGGAGCUGGCAGGCAACGCGGCCCGCGACAACAAGAAGACGCGUAUCAUCCCGCGCCACUUGCAGUUGGCCAUCCGCAACGACGAGGAGCUCAACAAGCUGCUCGGCAAAGUCACCAUCGCGCAGGGCGGCGUCCUGCCCAACAUCCAGGCCGUGCUGCUGCCUAAGAAGACCGAGAGCCAUCAUAAGACCAAAUAAGUAACAAGUUUCAGGAAGAAGCUGCAAAGAGAAAAAAAUACAAGAACUGGUUAGAACCAACUACACGCAAGAUGGCGGAAGAUUUGACUUCCAGUACACCUUGAGCCUCAUUAUAUGUUUAUUAGAAUACAUUAGUAUGCUAAAUGACACACCCACCAGCACCUUGACAGUUGACAGUUACCAUGACAACAAUGGGACAAGCUCGUACAAGCACUGAAAAGGAGGAUUGCAUCAGUUCUGGGCCUAAACCACACCGGUGUUCUCAGAUGAGUCAUGAAUAUUCCACCCAGUCUUUCCAAUUCCCUCCCUUCUAUCUCCAUUCUCCUAUAUAAGUAUUUGUUUCAUUAUUUGCCUUGUUCUAUAUUGUGCUAUCUAUUCUGUUCCAUUGGUUUAUUUAUCUAUCUCUGCAAAAAUACCACACAUAUUAAUCACUAUCCUUUAAAAUACAUCUGA
Molecule: messenger RNA, 849 nt
Organism: Lagenorhynchus albirostris (white-beaked dolphin)
Lineage: Eukaryota; Metazoa; Chordata; Mammalia; Artiodactyla; Delphinidae
Product: histone H2A type 1-J
Exons: 2
Coding region: 10-396 (128 amino acids)
Cellular component (GO): nucleosome
Molecular function (GO): DNA binding; structural constituent of chromatin; protein heterodimerization activity
Source: RefSeq, a predicted model, not a curated record